Messenger RNA from Lachancea fermentati, 1770 nucleotides. NCBI's taxonomy places the organism in Eukaryota, Fungi, Ascomycota, Saccharomycetes, Saccharomycetales, Saccharomycetaceae. The record is from the annotation of a GenBank genome assembly.
AUGUCCCAAAAACAGCAGGAUUCUUGUGACACAAGCUGUUCAUCCGGAACAUCUACUGAACAGAUCGCACUUCCUCCGAAAAGGAGGAAUAGAACAAGUUCGUACUUCAAGGAAGCAUUUAGUCCUGCAGUUAAUGCUUCUACCAAUUCCUUCAGUGUAUACUUUGAUGACUCAAAACUGGCAUACCAUUCGAACAGCGAUAGCAGUAAUGGAGACAACACAAUAGAAAGUAUUAGCAUCGAGAGGGAGAACGAUUUACAGAAGCCACAGAUGUCAAAGGAGAAUCUGAAAUUGAGUGCGCCUGAACCUAAGACAAAUAAUCGCAGUAUAGUCUUAAGGAAAAGCUCCGAAGUUUUGCAAGAAUCGAAUCCUUCAUCAUCGUCAUCUUCACAUAUUUCCACACCAAUUGUCGCGAGUAGCUCAACAUUUAUCAGUGAAUCAGAAUCAUCAUCGAGAAACUCAUGUAUGUUACGAAACACAAGUGUAGAGACGGUGAAUACGAACGCCCUGAUACAGUCACGACCAACAUCGACACCAUUCGGCCAACACGAACCAAAUACCACAAAUUCAAAUUCAACGCAUGUUCCAACUACUAACGCGAUAUCAGAAAGGACUAGGAAUGUAAGUGGUGCAGGAUUGGAUGAAAACUCUCAAAGGGUCAGUAGUUUAACCGGAGGGGAAAGCCAAAGGACAGUUUCCACAUACUUAAUAAGAUCUUCUGAUAUAAUUCAGCGAAAUACGUCAGAUAGCAACUCUGUCAAUAGGCCGAUAUCACUAUCAUCAAACUUACUACCUGAAGCUCCCACGAACGAUCCACAAAUCAUCAACAGCCAAAAUGUAAUUGAAGAAGAAAACGAUGAAACCAGUUAUGCAUCUCAUAGUCUGAUAAAUACAGCUAUUGAAGAAGCUGCCGAACUUUUCAAACGGGAGGCGACAACUCCACAACCAGUUCAACUGAUACAGUCACCACUUUCAAGAAUAAUACCACCACAGCGGUCACAAGCAUCUCUUCGAAGUAAUCAAAGUAGUCGGUAUUCGGAGCUUUCACAAACGCGAAGAAUGACGCGCGGCAUACAACACCCAUCAUUAUUAGCCAAUAUACUCAUACCAGCAAAUAAAAGUCCCCAAAAGGCUUCUAAGGACACGUUAAGGAAGAACAACUUACUGAACCACGAAUCAAGUACUGCUCCCGUUAUACCGGCUCUGCGAAAAAUUUCUGGUAGCUCAAGGAUUCAAAAGCAUGUUUCCAGCGAUGAAAAGGAACAACAACAUGCUAAAGAAAUUCCUAAGCAAAGCCUCCAGAGUCCAGAAGAAAUUCAAAAACCAGUCAGAUUACCCCUUCGUAUAUCACAAGACACCAUGGAACAUAUAUAUGAGUACAGGGCCCUAUUGCAUGAAUUCGAUCAUGAGAAACAUUUGGUAGCAGUUCAGCAUGUAGAUUCUGCGUCAGUUUCAUCACAUGACUCAAAUAUUGGUAAGUUCAUGGAUGUCUUUAGUAUUAGCAGGAUCGUAAUGGUCCUAAUGAUAUGCAUCGUGGCCCCUCCCCUUUACUUCAUGCUCGGCGCUGGGCCCAAAGGAGGUAUUACGGAUAAGAGAUUAAUGAAUUUGAUAAUGACGAAAGAGUUUAGAGUGGGUUUGUUUGCUGGGUUCGUAUGGGACGUAGACGUGUCAUGGUUCAGACAUCUCUGUCUCAUUUUGGGGUGCUUUGAGAUACUGGCAAUAUGUGCGUGCAUUGGUGUGGGCUUCGGUGUAGGGAUUUCUAGGGAAUAA